AUCAUACAACUGAGGACACAAAACUAAUAUAUAUCCUUCCUGUUAAGUUUUCCAUAGAUAUGGCCAAGUCUUCUAUACUAUGCUUCUUGUUCUUCCUUCUGUUUAUCGUCUCAUUAGGUGGACACAAAAUGGUAGCGGAAGCUAAAAAUUGCUUAAUGACUUGGGAUUGCAGCACUGUGGAGCGCUGCUGGGAUGACUGCAAGAGCCGCUACGGCGGGAAAGGACUUUGUGACCUUAUCCCUACUCCUUUUGUGCCUAAGCAGUGCCUUUGCUCUUAUAAAUGUUGAGAGCGAAGAAAAAAUAUAAAUUAUGAAUAAGUCUUACUAAUAUGAAAUAUCAUAUUAGUCCAUGAAUCAAACCAUACCAACCAUCCAUAUACUACAUGCCUUUCCUUUUUAAGGGGAGACCACUCCUUUGAUGUUGGAUUCGAAUUUUCCAACUCCACAACUAUGGUACCCGAUCAAUUUGUCUUGUCUUGGUGGGCUUGCAAGGCGUCUCAUGCUCUUCAGCCUAAGGCAUCUUACUAGACAUGUUAGGUUGAUGUUCAACCUGAUGUGCUUGCCUCUUUCAGCGUGGUACACUAGGCAUUCUCAACUCUUUUGACUCAUCAAAGAGACCACCACUUGUUUUCUGCCUUAGUUUCCCCGAACUUGACACAUACUUACUCUUCCCAUAUGGUUGAAAAGAUGAGUAUUUGGGUUUAACGAACUGAUGACCACCCAUGUGGCCAACUUCACUCUUUUCAAACCCCAUGUCUUCUCGACUUUUACACUUCACACAAUAACCACCCUUGGCCCUCUAUAGGAGCAUGUCUGGUUGGUGUGUGUCGAGAUGUCUUUUUCAUGCCCCCUUGCCUGCCAUUCAUGUUAGGCAUGUCAUGGGGUUGUUAGGCAUGGACUUGCCUCCUUGGACACCCAUUGACACACUCUCGUAGCUAUGAAACUUGUGGGUUGCUUGAUUGUUUUCCACACUCCAAGGCUUGCCCCUCACAACUUUCUUCACGGUUGGAGACAUGACCCCCGUCCACUAGUUGGAGACAUGUCCCCCAUACCAUUGUUCAUGGUUGUUGACGUGCCCACCUUGCCAUAUUUUUGUCAUAUUAGCAUGAUUACUAAAAGCAUGUGUGGCUUCAUGUUGUGAAUUAUUAGGCACACAUAUCAAUCCACUGGUUGUGGUUGUUGAAGUGCCCCCCCCCCACUCAUUUCUUUAUGGUAGAUGAUAUGCCCCCUACUAUACUGCAUGAGGUUGGAAACAUGCCCCCCUUGCCACACUUAGUCACACUAGCAUUUUUUUUAUAGAAACACAUGUGACUUGUGCUUGUUGUAGCUUCUUGGGAAAAAUUGUCAACUCACUGCUUGUAAUCGAUGGCAUGCCCCCUUGUCGACCAUUCAUGGUUGACAUGCUAUGAUGGGUUUUGCCUCCUUGUCCACUCAUUGACAAGCUGUCGAAGUUUUGGAAAUCAUGGGUGGCAUGGGUAAGCAACACCCGCUUAGACUUGCCACUCACUUCAUUCUUCACGUUUGAUGACAUGCCCCCUGCCCACAGCAUGGAUCCGGAGACAUGUCCUUCUUCCCACACUUAGUUGAAAAUUGUGGUGAGUCCUUAGACAAAUCACAUUUUCUAUUUUUUCAGACAUGAACACACCCCUAGUCUGACAUUUCAACUUUAACUUGUCAUGUGGUAGGCGUCCAUGCCCUCUUUGAUGCCCCCAUGGCGGUUGGCAUCUGCCAUGCUCAUUAAGUAAGAGUGGCAACGACGGUGGACAAGUUUGUGGCGGUAGUCGAGUAUGCCAAUAUGAUCUUAAUGAGGUGCGGGGCUUUGCAUCUGACAUUCGUUGGGCUUCCCUCUUCGGGAGCCUGCGUCCGGGCGUUUUUGUGCAAUAAACCCCUCCGGCUGAAGACUAGUGGUAGGUGGUCCCGCGGAGCUUUCGGAGAAGGGUAGCCUAGUGUGUAAGCACAGCAAUGAACCACAUCCGGUGUA
Molecule: messenger RNA, 1980 nt
Organism: Linum trigynum
Lineage: Eukaryota; Viridiplantae; Streptophyta; Magnoliopsida; Malpighiales; Linaceae
Source: the annotation of a GenBank genome assembly